AUGUCUCAGAACUCGAUGAGGCUCGCCUUUCGAGCCGCACGGCCUCUUCACAGACCGCAAGACCCGACGACCUACCUCCGAGCAUGUCGAGGCAUUUCCAAUGCUUCGCUGCAGCGGCAAACGACGACGCCCAGACAGGCACACUCUCACCCCAUCAUCCCACGGCUCGAAAAGAAGGAUAAUCACGUAACAAGACGACACAUCUCCUCCUCGCCCGUCCGGCGGGCGACCGUGGUGGUUCAGAACCCGCGGGUCGACGACGACGGCAACGAGAUGACCAUCACCAUCUCCGAGCGAGCGGCCAAACGCCUGAAACAGAUCACGAGCGCUGCCCCCCCGAGCAAGAAGAACACGCUCGUCCCUUCAUCCUCCUCCUCUUCCUCCUCGCAGCCAAACGAUUCCCACCUCCGCGUCACCGUGACCUCGGGCGGCUGCCACGGUUUCCAAUACUUAAUGUCCCUCGAGGACUCGUCCAAGAUCGACCGGGAAGAAGACACGAUAUUUGCCAGCGACGACGGGUCGGCGCCGUCGGGCCCGGGCAAGGCCGAGGUGGUCAUGGACUCGGCGAGCCUGGAGUUGUUGAAGGGCAGCACCAUUGACUUCACCCAGGAAUUGAUCGGGAGUCAGUUCAAAAUCGUGGGGAAUCCGCGCGCCACCAGUAGUUGUGGCUGUGGCACGAGUUUCGAUAUUGAGUGA
Messenger RNA from Fonsecaea nubica, 696 nucleotides. RefSeq lists its product as hypothetical. The transcript has a single exon. Gene Ontology annotation, molecular function: 2 iron, 2 sulfur cluster binding; 4 iron, 4 sulfur cluster binding; iron ion binding. Gene Ontology annotation, biological process: iron-sulfur cluster assembly. Bases 1 to 696 code for a protein of 231 amino acids. Lineage: Eukaryota; Fungi; Ascomycota; Eurotiomycetes; Chaetothyriales; Herpotrichiellaceae. The record is from RefSeq and is a predicted model, not a curated record. Gene Ontology annotation, cellular component: mitochondrion.